Tetranychus urticae (two-spotted spider mite) is the source of this 12181-nucleotide messenger RNA. RefSeq names its product WD repeat and FYVE domain containing 3 bchs (gene bchs). The record is from RefSeq and is a predicted model, not a curated record. Gene Ontology annotation, molecular function: metal ion binding; protein binding. Gene Ontology annotation, biological process: antigen processing and presentation. Lineage: Eukaryota; Metazoa; Arthropoda; Arachnida; Trombidiformes; Tetranychidae.
CGCCGAACAGAAUGUAAUAAGUUAUUCCUAAUAACCAAUGUUCAAAUUUACCUUUUGUUUUGUUCGUGUUAUUUUAUCAUUGGUGACAACAUCAACCCAUUAUUUAACUGAACGCUGGCAAUAAAUCUAAUGAUAGCUUGUAUUAAAAUGAUCUCGAAGUACAAUAUUCCAAGUACCUUUUGCCUUUUCUGCAAACUGUUUCUCGGUUAUUUCUUUGUUUGUUUAUUGGUGGCCAUAUCAACCUUCGGCAAACAAACAUCACCUGGCAUGCAACUUUAAAAAUUUUAUUCCCUGUUUUGGAUUUUUGAAUGCACUGGCGCCGGAGAAAUAAGAGACUAAUCUCUGUGUUUUAUGAAAUAGCGGUUUUGUCUCUUUCCAUGUGAUGCAGUCCAGUGAUCAACAAUUAUAUUUAGCUCAUCUAAACAAGCUUUUUAAUGAAAUCAAAACCAGUCAAUAUGCUUUCCGUGAUGUUGGUGGACCUUCAAAAUAUGACAUCCAUGCACAUGAAGCCAUCAACGAGUAUGAAUCCAAGAUCUACCGUUUAUUACCUUUAUUCCUUAAGGUAUAUGGUCCAUCAGCUUCUACUCCGGGGUCACCACCGACUAAAACAUCUGGUGAACUAUUUGAUAACUUCUCCGAUCUUCAUACAUUAACUAAUAUUGUUUCCAGGUUGAUGGUUACAGAAAUCAGGCGUAGAGCAAGCAAUAAAACAACACAGGAAGCAAGUGAAGCAAUUGUUAAUUUUUUAGAGAUCUCACAGGAACAAGUUUCAACAACUGUAACCCCAACAAAUUCAGCAUUUAAUUUAUCCUCUGUUAGUCGACAAGGGACAAGAUCCGAUUCAAGCAAUAAUGACUCAAAGUAUGAACAAAAAGGCUGGAUUGUACUGUGUACAUUGAAUCUUGUUGUUUGUCAUGGAAAUGAAUCAUUGAUUCCAGUAAUGGCUGCCAAUUCUCUUCCCUCGACUCUAGUUAGGUGCCUAUAUCUUUUUUUCGACCUUCCUCCACCAGCCACUCAGGCCGAUUCUUCUGAUCAACAGACAACCGUUGAAUCUGCGGCAAAAAAAUUGGGAAAAUUACGCUUCUCAGCUAAAGGAGUAUCCAACUAUGCUGAAAAUAUUGAAUAUUCAAAUCCAAUCGAAAGGAGACUUUUGUUGCACAGAAUUUUUACUCAACUAUUAACUCGUUUGUGUGCUCAUCAAGCUUCUCUCCAUGAAUUAACCAGGAAAGAUGAUUUAGCUCUUCUCUUUAACGCUGUUACUUCUUGGUGUGUUCCCCAUAACUGUAUCUGGCGUCAAAGUGCGGCUGAUGUUAUUUUGAUUAUGGCAAAGUGUAACUGUAUCAAAACCUCAUAUCUUCAUGACAAGUCAUGUAUAUCAGUUUCCAUUGAAAAUAUUUCACGGAUGUAUGAACUAUCCAAAGCUUCUGAAGAUGAAAUAUAUGAAAUGUUAUCAGUCAUGAUAAAUUUUAUCACCGAAGUAUAUUAUGCUCAUCCACCAUCUGUUGGUAUUUUACUAGACGAUUUCAAGACUAAUUUAGGUUACCAUUUUAUUGUUGAUUUUGUACUUAAACUGGAACGUGAUACAACAACUCAUGCCAAUAUCAUCAGGAAAGUUCUUUCAUUGGUUACAUCUUUAACCAAAAUUGGAACUUCGGAACUUAAACCUAGGCCACUUAGUGUUAAUCAAUUAUUUAUCAUGUCUGAUUUUACUUGUCCUAAACCAAAUCCUAAGCAUUCCGUCAAAAAUCUUAACGCUAUUACUGUUCUUCAAUCUUUAUGGUUUAAAGCAAAGUCAACACUUGUACAAGAAUUAAUUCUUGCUGGACUAUUCACCCUUUAUCGUGAUGAUCGAGCUAAUUAUUUUAUUCUUGAUUCGCAAAACACACUAUCACAAUUUGCAGAAAAACUCCACCUUAGAAGUGUAUCAAUUCAGGAAAAAUUUUUCACUAUUUUAGAGUAUAUCAUCUUUGAAAUCAAAUAUGUUCCGUGUAAAGAGCUAAUCAGUGCCAGUCUAAUGAUAAAAUCAAAGCUACCAACCCAAAGUGAAUUGUUGAGCUUAAAAAGUUUAUUAACUAUCAUUAAAUUCAACUCUAUAUUUCCCGAUGUUUUCCGUGAAGUCGGACUUUUAGAAAUUAUUACUAGUUUAUUGAUUGAACGAGGUCAAGCAAUCAUGGCAGCAACAAAUGUUGACGCGACUGAACUCCAACUUCUCGAGAUUACUAUGGAAAUUAUUUAUAACAUGCUUAUGGGUCCAAAUAAUCAAAAUUGUGCUCUUUUCAACGAAGCUCAAGGCCCUAAACAUAUUUUCAACUUUCUUCCUCUUACAAGCUCUAGAAUAAGCAAACAAACUCGGAAACUUUGUUUUCUCAUAAUCCACCAAUUAAUUUUAUCAAAUAAUGGAGAUGAAACUCUGGCUAAUCUUCUUUCCAUGUUGCACACUUCAGGACCUGUUGAUAGUAUUUCCAACAUAGAGAAACCAAAGUUAACUCUAAUUCAAGAAAUAAGUCUCAAAUUAAGUAUCCUUAAAGGUUUACUUCAAGUGGUUCGAGAAAGUCAUCGUUGUCGUGCACUAUUCAGAAAGGUUGGCGGUUUUAUUUAUGUAAUGUCAGUUUUAGUUGGUAUGGAAGGUUGUCUUGCUGAUGAAGAGAUACCUGAUGAGUUCAAAGCCAAAUUACCUGUCGAUCGUCGUCACUACUCUCAAUGGUGCACAAUCGAAAAGAAAAAGAUUUGGAAUCUACUUAAAUAUGUUUUCACCACAUUAGCUGCAGCAAUGAGAUUCGAACCAGCUAAUGCGAGGUUUUUCGCGAAUGAGAUAUGCCCAGUUAGUUUAACCGAUUCUUUGCGUCUCUUAGGAUGCUUUACUCAUGAUAAACAGUUACAAUCAAAUACAACGCAUUCCCGUGAAGAUACUGAUUUACUUUCCAACUAUCGAGAUAUAUUUUACUGUUCUUUAACAACAUUGCCUCCUAAACAAAGUAUGACUUUUCUUGAAUCCUGUGCUCUCAUAAUGAGACUACUUUUGGAUAUGGCGUUAGAUUUGAUUGAUAAAACACCUAAAAACCAUCCAUUGGCUGUUAAUCAUCAAAGAGAAUCAAACGAAAACCUAGAUGUUGGUAAUAAAUCAACUAACCAAACAAACCAAAAUAAACGACCACCACAAUUGCCUUUGAGUGUAAAUAAUCCAGCCAAUGAACCGCCUGUUAUAGUUCAUUCAAGCGUUAUCAUUGUCAUGUUUCACCUAAUUCCUUCGAUACCCUGUGAAUCUCUUCAAUUAUUUUUGACACAAGCUUUACGUCCACUGAUGAAAUCAGAGCGCAAUCAGCAAGUUAUGUGUGAAGCCAAUUUACUUAAUGAAAUUUUGAGUGAUAAAUUGAACAUUUCUCUUCUUAAUGAAUCUCAUUAUCUACAUUUUACAAUGCAGUAUAUUUUAGAACGACUUUCAGCCCAAAGUAUUUCACCCAAAGAACUUCGUAGUUUUCUUCGUCUUGGAAAUCCUCUCAAUUGUUUAACAUAUGAUGAAGUUACCAAAAAGAAAGAAAUGCGAGAAGAAAACCGAAAACCUGGCGGACCAAUUGCUUUAUCUCGUGUUAAAACAUUGGUUUCAAUGACCACCCCAAGAGAUACUGGUGUUGCUAAUUUAUUAGAACCUCCUUUUGUUGAAUUUGACAUGAGCCAGGAAGGAUUCAGCUGUUUAUUUCUUCCCUCGAUUGCACCCUUUUCCUCUGGAAGUGGUUCCUCUUCAGCCACUAACAUCUUUACUGGAACAAUAACUGGCUCAACUGAUAGCAAUAAACAAUCAUCAACUUGUAAUGGUGGUGUCAAUGGUGGUAUUGGAACCGGUGAAAGAUCAUUUCCUCCUCAAGCAGGACUCACCUUUCUCACAUGGAUAUGUGUUGAAAAAUUUCCAACCUAUGAAGAUGAAAUUCACAAUAUAAGAUUAUUCACUGUCACUCGAGGAGUCACCUCUGGUCAAGAAUAUGCAUGUUUUCAGUUACAAAUUUCAGCUCGAGACCGAGCACUGCUCAUUUCAACUCAAGAGAUUCCAAUUUUUGGAGAUGAUGAAAGCUCCUUUUCACCUGACCAUUUUAAUCUUGAAAUAGAUUAUAAUUUACGCGUUUGGUCACCCGAGUUGCUGCGUGAAAAUCAAUGGCACCAAGUUGUUGUUGUACUCAACCGAGCUCUCCUUAAAAACAGUUCGGCUACUAUUUAUGUUGAUGGUCAUCUGAUCUCCAGUCAAAAGUUACAUUACAUCAACACUGCGUCAAGUGGAACUGUUUUAAACAACAACCAAUCUUUUGUUAAUGGCUUCAUUGGAACACCACCUCAAUGGCGAAAACAAUCUCGCCUCAUUUGGAAACAAGGUCCAUGUCAUUUUCUUGAAGAACCUCUCACUGUUAAUCAUGUAAUGUAUAUUCAUUCAUUGGGUCACAAUUAUAUUGGAAGUUUUCAAGGAACUUCGUUAAUUCAAGAGAUGACAUCACUAAGCUCUAGUUUACAACAAAUACCUGAAGAUAAAGUUGUCUUUGGAUUAUCUGCUCGUGCCAUAUCUAUAAUGACUCUAGCCAAAAUGAAAAGAGUUUACUCACGAUUUGAUUGUCGACAGAUUAGCAAAAUCAUUGGCUUAUCUCUCCAUGAAAAUGCUACUCCUAUUUAUGUUUUACACAAUAGUGCAGGUCAUCUUUGUGGUCCCAGUCGUAGUUUAGGAGCAAUUUUAAUUGGUUACAUUGGUGCUCGGUGUUUUAUUCCGCGACCUGUUAGUGUUACUUUACAAGACAUUGGUGGUUGUGCCAUUCUUCUUGGUCUAGUUGCCAAUUCGCAAGAUGUCGAAAGUUUAUAUGCCUCAAUUAAAGCAUUGGUUUGUGUUCUCAAAGUAAAUAAAGAAAUGGUUUGUGAAAUGGAAAGAAUCAAAGGAUAUCAGACACUGGCAAUGAUUUUAAGAAAGAAAAGACACCAUCUCAAUUCGCACGUUUUACAUUUAACCUUUAACCUUGUUGGUACUGUUGAUGUUUAUCGUAAAAAUGAAAAUAGCUCUUUAGAAAUUCAACAAGCCAAAGCAUUCAAGGACUUGUUGUGUGAUCAAAUUGACCUUUGGGCACAAAACGAUCUACUCAAAUCACUGUUGGAACAUUUUAAUGAACUUUUACUUGAAUCUAGUCAUGGUAAUUAUCCUCAAGCAGAAAAUCGUUUCAAAAAUUUGCGCAUUCUAAGAGAUUUGGGUUUACUUUCUCGUCUUCUUCAACUUUUAUGGACCCACAAAUCUUUGGACCCAAAAAUAAUGCAAAUUACGGGAAUUUUAAUCACAGCUCUUCUCAAUCAAACUCCUAGACCCACAGAUCUUCUGUAUUUUGGUCAAUACUUAGCCUCAUUAUUACCCUCUACUGAUGAAACAGAAAGACCACCUGAAAUAAUCGAGUUAAGAAAUGCAUUGUUGAAAAUUGUUCUCAAAUUAAUGACUCGUAUUCCAAAAGUUCAAGCCAAUCAUGCAUUCCAAGAAGAAAUUGUUCGUACACUGGGUUUUGAUUGGUUUCUCCUUUUCCUUCAAGGCAAGGGACUAAACAAAGACACUGUUGCCAUUGGGAUGGUAAACUUGAUGGUACUGAUUAGUAAUCCUGCCAAUUACGUACGGUUUAAGGAAGGUUCAUCCAAUGGAGGUUGGAUUAAAGAUGCUGAGACAAACUUUCGGAAUCGUUCACGUUUUCAACUUCUUGGUUUUAACAUGCCAUCUCCUUCACCCACUCCACCCAUCUCUUCUCCUUCAUUUCCCGCAUUUUCAUCUGGUAUCAAACAACCAACUGGCCAUAAAAUUAUUCGAGAAGAUAUUUUCACUAUUCCUGGUUUCCAGCAUCUUUCUUGGCUAAUGAAUUGCCAUUUAGAUAAACCUCAAGUCUACCUCAUACUAUUCCAAGGUUUAGUUGGGCAAUUUGUUCAACUUUCAGCUUCUGUUAUUUGUGCCAUUGAAUCAUUUGAUGAACUAUCCCUGGAUAAUCUUUGGAAUUUUUUGUUUGAUCAUCACAGACGUUCAUAUCAAUCAAGUGAAAGUAAUUUAAUCUGUCCUGAUCUCACACUGACCAUUUUAUCAAUGAUUCACUCUUUAAUAUGGGAUGAAAAUGUAUCUCCUGCUGCUUCAUCCUAUGCAGUUAUUUUAGUUCAAUUUCUGGUUCUCCUUUAUCACAAUCGUAAAGAUUUUCAAACUUAUUGCCAUACCAACAUUGAGUUUGUCGUUGCUCUAUGUCGAGUCAUUGUGUCAGAUAAAGACAAAGGCACCAAUAAUAUUCUCACUACUCACGAAGCUCGUAAACAUGUUAUGGAUUUUAUUCGUCUUAUUAUUGUUGAUUCAAUGAUUUGUGCUCCUGGACCUGUCAGUAAAGCUUCAGCGGUUAUUGAAGCAUUUCUCUCGUCUUUCAGUAACUCUAAAUUAGCUCAAACUGAACUACUUAAAUCCUUAAUGGACCACCUUGAUUCAUUGACAGCAGUUAUAUCACAGCAGCAACACUUUGAAACAACUGGAGAUAAUCAACAAAAUCAUCUUCAUCAACAAACAAUUUCCAACAUUGUACUUUUCUCAACAAUUUUAUCAGACAAAAUUUGGCAAGAAUGCUACCUUCGUGAUCGAAAAGAAAUUCUUGGCUUUCAGUUGAAUCUUGUAACCAAGCUUGUCUUUUCUAACCAAUCAGGCAACAAAAAUGCACGCGGAGUUAAUAACAAUGAAUUGGCAUUGCUUUAUCGUUCCAUUAACCGUACUGUUUUGUUUCUUUUGUCUCGUCCAGUCGAAACAAUUCCAGACCGCAUGACAAUGUUAGAAUCUCUUCAGCGUGUCCAUAACUAUCGAAGGAUUAUUCUUGUUGCUCCAAACAAUAGUGAUUCUUCUUUUUUCGCCUGUCUAACUUACUGUUUACUUCAACUAAUUGAUGAAGAGAAAAAUCGUUUAAUGAAUAAAACGCGAACCCAAUGGCAUUCAACUGAAGGUGAAUCAGAGUCUAUAGUUCAACCAGAUGAAGGAGCUUUAUUGAUUGCUUCAGUAUCGAGAAAAAUUUGGAAUGAAAUUUAUUUGAGCAAAAAAUCAGUGCUUGAAGAAGCAUUGAAAAUAAAUUUGGUCCCUAAUCCCUCAAGUUUUGGAAUAGUAUCUGAGAUUCCAGAUUUGGGCUCUCUACGUGACUCAUUAACAGAUAUUACUCAUAAAUUUUGGAUUAAUUAUCAAGAAUCUGAACAAUUGAGGCAAAAAAGAGUUAAAACUGGUCUGUCUAACCUUUCAAUUGAUUCUCCGUCAUCACCAGGACCAACAGCUUUAAUUUCAGAGAAACUUGGCAACAUCAACAAACUGACACAAGUGGUUAACAGCGGAGGUGGUCUAAUGUCUAAAAUUGUCGGUGGAACAACAGGCGCUGUUAGUGGAGCCCUAAGUAACGCUGUAGGGUCUACAAUAAAAAAGGAAAUUUUCAAAUCCUCAAUCGCAACAGAUGCCAAUUUAACAAAAGGAACUGUUGCCGUUUGGAAUUCAAUGUCACCCAGUGAAGUAGCUGCCUGCACAUAUGAUCAUAUCUCGUUAAUAUCAGAGCUAGUUGACUCGCAACUGAAGCAAAAAAUUCAAAGCGAUGUUCACUUGUUGAAAUAUGUUUACGAUGAAUGGAUUGCAUGCGAAAAUGAAUUACUUACUCGUGAAAAGGCUAUUUGGGGACCCGAACAUGGUUCAAAGAAUUUAGAUAAAUGGAAACUUGAUAUGACCGAAGGUCCGCAUCGGAUGAGACGAAAGAUGGUUAAAAAUGAAUUGUUCUAUGUUCAUUAUCCUUACCGACCAGAAGUUGAUUCUUCCAAAACAAUUGGACGAAAAAAAGGGAAAUACAAUCCUCCAAUUAGUUUCGAUUCUCGUGACUACUUUAAACGUUUCCGCUCUGAAGCUCAUAUACUUCUUGAACGAGACACCAGUUUUGAUACUGACCCUGACAAAACCACAGAUGAUGAAAUUUUUAGCGGAAACACCACUUCAGAGGAGCGAGAAAAUUCUUUCGAAGGAAUCAAAACAUCAGCCUUUUUACCUGUUAAAACUCCAUCAACUGAUCAAGAUGACUCGUAUGUUGACUUGACUGCAGACUCUUCUGCUCAUGUUGGUGAUGGUGUUAUUGAAAGCAAUAGCUGGGAACAGGUUGAAGCACAAACGGUUCUUCGACUUCUUGAAGAUAAUGAAAAAAUAUCUCAUAUGUUUAGAUGUGCUCGAAUCCUUGGUUUGGAUACAUUUGAAGGGUUACUUCUUUUUGGUAAAGAACACUUUUACCUUAUUGAUGGUUUCACGCUUCUUAAAACUAGAGAAAUACGAGAUAUCGAUUCAUUACCUCCCGAUAUGCAUGAUUCAAUCGUACCAACAACUGCAUCACCCAGAGAAAGUGUUUCAUCGGUUGGAAAAAGUUCAACCAAAAAGAUUUGCAUGAAAUUUGCUUAUGAAGACAUCAAAGAGGUUCACAAACGGCGUUACUUGUUACAACCAAUUGCUUUAGAGAUUUUCUCUAUGGACGGGCGCAAUUCUCUACUCGUCUUUCCUCGUAAACUUCGAAACAAGGUUUUCUCUCGUUUCAUGUCAGUUGCGACCCAUAUCAUUGAUAAUGCACACGAUUCACUGUCAGGGCAAAAAAGAAACGUCAAUGUUGAAAGUGGAACUGGUCUAUUGAGCAGCUUGAUUGGAGAUACUUCAGUUACACAGCGAUGGGCGAGAGGUGAAAUUAGCAACUUGCAGUAUCUUAUGCAUCUUAAUACACUUGCUGGUAGAUCUUAUAAUGAUCUUAUGCAAUAUCCAGUUUUCCCAUGGAUUCUGGCUGACUACUCUUCUCCGGAACUCGAUUUAAAUGAUCCUCUUUCUUUUCGUGAUCUUUCAAAACCCAUGGGUGCUCAAACUACUGACAGACUGGAACAAUUUAGGAAACGUUACAAUGAAUGGGAUGACUUGCAUGGUGAAACACCUCCCUAUCAUUAUGGUACCUUUUAUUCAUCGGCAAUGAUUGUUGCCUCCUACCUUGUUCGUAUGGAACCUUUUACCCAAAAUUUUCUUCGUCUUCAAGGAGGUCAUUUUGAUCUUGCCGAUCGAAUGUUUCACUCGGUUGGUGAUGCUUAUAUGUCUGCAGCUAAAAAUAACAUGGCUGAUGUUAAAGAACUAAUUCCCGAGUUCUUUAAUUUACCUGAAUUUCUCGUUAACCACAAUGCUUAUGAUCUUGGAGUUAAACAAAAUGGUGUCCGUUUAGGAGAUGUUAUUUUACCUCCUUGGGCCAAAGGUGAUGCUCGUGAAUUCAUCCGUAUGCAUAGAGCUGCUCUUGAAUGUGAUUAUGUAUCUGCUCAUUUACAUGAAUGGAUUGAUCUUAUUUUUGGAUAUAAGCAACAAGGUCCUGCUGCUGUUGAAGCAAUUAAUGUAUUCCAUCAUCUAUUUUACGAGGGCAAUGUUGAUAUUUAUUCAAUUGAAGAUCCAUUAAAGAAAAAUGCUACGAUUGGUUUCAUCAACAAUUUUGGUCAAAUUCCCAAACAAUUAUUCAAAAAGCCACAUCCAGUGAAAAAGGUCCAUACAGGGAAUGGAGCUCCGUUAACUCCAAUUUUACCGUCAGUUGGACUUAACAAUGUUUUAUUAAGUGGAGACCAAGGACAAGACAAAGUGGUUAUCCAUAAUCUUGAAAGUUUGAGACCUUCCCUGCACCCUAUCAAAGAAUUGAAAGGAGCUGUUGGUCAGAUAAUUCAACAAGAAAAGACUUUACUUGCUGUCGAACAAAAUAAAGUACUUAUUCCACCAACAUACAAUCGUUAUGUUGCUUGGGGAUUUGCUGAUCACUCUCUUCGCAUAGGACCUUAUGAAAGUGAUCGCGCAUUAUACAUAUUUGAGUCAGACUUUCUUCCACCCAAUGGUGAAAUAUUGUGUGGAACUGUACCCAAUUCAAGAUUACUAAUAACUGCAAAUACAAGCUCUGUUAUUACUGUUUGGCGAUUCAAGGGGAAAAAUCAUUCUCUUCAGUUACUCACCAACCUCUUUGGUCACAAAGAAGCCAUAACUUGUUUAACAUCAUCAGCAGCUUAUGGUAUCAUUGUCAGUGGAAGUCGUGAUCGAACCUGUAUAGUUUGGGAUUUAAAUAGAUUACUGUUUGUCAGACAACUUGGUGGUAGCAGUGAGAAUGAUUUAAUUCAUCCUUCUCCAAUCGCUGCAGUUUCCAUCAAUGAUUUGACUGGUGACAUUGCCACUUGCUCUGGAAGCUGGCUUUUCUUUUGGUCAAUAAACGGUGAUCUCUUGGCAUCGGUGAAUACUCUUUCAAUUAGUCAAGUUGACAUGAAUCCUACUUUAAGCAAUCAAAGUUUUCCUGCACCAUCAACCCAAAUUUUAUGCGCUGCUUUUUCACUUUACAAUGAAUGGGAUCUUGAUAAUGUUAUCAUGACUGGUUCCAGCGAUGGAGUUGUCCGUUUAUGGUCGCUUCAAUACGUUCAAGUUCCCAUUGAUGAUGACGAUGUUAAUAAUGGGUCAAUCAUCUCAUCUUCAUCCGACUCAUCCAAAGUUUCAACACCACGUGAAUCCGAUGAUCCUCAUCUCAAUACAUGUCCCGAUCGUGAUGAGAUUGUUCGUAGAAUGAGCUUGGCAUCAGUUAUUGCGGAAGAAAUCAACAAAGACGAAGAAGCUUCUAGCGAUGAUUCGCAAGCAGAAGAUCGCGAAACGCCAGUUGUACACGAGUCACCAUCCGAUCCUAAACAAGAGGCUAAAUUUUUGAAUGAAAAUAUCAAUGUCAAAACUGAUGGUAAUUUCAAAAUAUCUAAUGGCGCUGCACCUAUUCCAGUGAUAACACAUUCUAGAUCUAUUGCUUCUGAUCUUCCAUUAGUAAAUAUUAUCCAUGAAGAUGGAACUGAAGAGCGGGACAUUGACAAUGCCAAUGAUUUUCGUAAAAAUAAUGAUCAACCUGAUGGUCAAAGUACAAGUAAACCUAAUUUUCAUAAAAAGAAAAUUCCAGCUCCAUUAGAGAUACCAAAAAUUCGCGCUUCCAAGUCAGAUACUUCAUUGAUAGAUUCAGCAUUAUCAGGCGGAAAUAUGAUUGGCUCCAUAUUGAAACCCGGUUAUAAAUGGCAAAGAAAACUUGUUUUCCGCUCAAAACUUACAAUGCACACAGCAUUUGAACGUAAAGAUAAUGCUGAGCCUGCAGCUAUUACUGCUUUAGCAAUAUCGAAAGAUAAUAAAACUAUUUUUGUUGGUGAUGCAAGAGGUCGUAUAUUCAGUUGGAGUGUAUCGGAAGGAAGAGGCUUAGGUGAUCAUUGGGUUAAGGAUGAAAUUGUUGAAUAUUGUGCUCAAUGUAAUGUAAAAUUCACAUUUUCCGGACGUAAGCAUCACUGUCGUAAUUGUGGCCUUGUCUUUUGUUCAAAAUGCUCCAAAUAUGAAGCUGAAGUCAAGCGAUUGAAGACAAAGAAACCUGUUCGAGUGUGUUACAAUUGUUUUAUUUCUCUACAAAAGCAACAAUAAUCAAGCCAUAAAACUCAAUAAUGUUUAAAGUAUAAAUGAGAUCAAAUUAAAAUAUAAAAAAUACGUACAACAAAUACGUAGAAGGUUAAAGAUUUGGAAUUAUUAUGAUAGAUUUUCAAAUAAUUUAUUACCUUAGCUGUACUGAGAAACAUCCGUGUAAAUGUGUGCUAUAGUUAUUUAGACAAGUUUUCUCUAUCUAAUCUUCCUUGAACAAUUGUCAUCAACAUAUCUAAUUGUAGAGGCCUGUUCAACCGAAAUCAGCUUUGUUCAAAAUUAGUUUUCAAUUUUGUCGUUGGCUUCUCAGUUGACAACUUGAAUUCCUAAACAAUUUCCUCAUUUAUGUCACACAAUAACAGCGUAUCAAUAGUAUGGUGCAUAUUUUACAACACAGAUCUUGAAAAAUUUAUUUAAUUUGCCGACUAUCGAUAAAUGUCAUCAAUUAUUUCCACAAUUAUCGAUUAUCAUCAAUUGUAAAUGCUCUUCAAACACAACAUCUCAUGAACUUCGAAAAAUUGUUAUGCUCAACUCUUGAGUAUUGUCUAUUUUCAUUCAACAAAAUGCAUUCAAAAUUUUUUAUACUUUAGAUUGAUUUCUCAAUUAAGCCAGCUUUUCACGUUUUAAUUCGCCCUACACAUUAAAAUAUGUAUUAAACAUGAUGCUGAAUGUAUGAAACACUCUUGUAAAUGAUAGUUAUUAAAUAAACAUUAGCAAAAUGGA